This is a messenger RNA of Plenodomus lingam JN3, 162 nucleotides long. RefSeq lists its product as uncharacterized. Lineage: Eukaryota; Fungi; Ascomycota; Dothideomycetes; Pleosporales; Leptosphaeriaceae. The record is from RefSeq and is a predicted model, not a curated record. Gene Ontology annotation, biological process: protein insertion into mitochondrial outer membrane; protein import into mitochondrial matrix. Gene Ontology annotation, cellular component: mitochondrial outer membrane; mitochondrial outer membrane translocase complex.
AUGUACCAAUUAUCAGAGGAGUCCAAGGAGCGCAUUGCCCGCAUCAUCGAUGUCUCCCGCGUCGCUAUCCACUACGGCUACCUGCCUCUCAUUGUCUAUCUUGGAUACUCGCAAAGCCAGCCCAAGCCAUCGCUCAUCCGACUCUUCUCCCCACUUGCAUAA